Phytophthora infestans T30-4 is the source of this 867-nucleotide messenger RNA. RefSeq lists its product as uncharacterized. The transcript has 2 exons. The record is from RefSeq and is a predicted model, not a curated record. Bases 1 to 867 code for a protein of 288 amino acids. NCBI's taxonomy places the organism in Eukaryota, Oomycota, Peronosporomycetes, Peronosporales, Peronosporaceae. Gene Ontology annotation, molecular function: DNA binding.
AUGUCUUUCGGAAUGGCAGACCGGCAUCAGGUGCGCGCCCACGACUCCAAGCCCGACAGCAACACAGAGAGCAAGAAUGCUGAGCAACACAGCGACGACAGGAACAUCUCAGCUAACGAUAUCUUGGACGACCUCCCUCCUAUCAUUGAGCUGGACCCCAAGGAUCUUUUAAUCGUCAAGGACGGCACCGUUCGCGUCGCCGAGUCUCUCGAUCGUGAACAGCAACAGUUCGACGCCAAUGGAGAAAUCGUCAAGGCUUCUGGUACCUGGACUAAGGCUGAACAUGAACGUUUCCUACGCGCUAUGGAGACUUUUCCUAAAGGUCCAUGGAAGGCCAUUGCCGAGAUGGUGGCUACCCGUACGGUGCGUCAAACGCAGACGCACGCUCAGAAGUACCGGGAGAAGCUUGCGCGCCGUAUGCGCGGUCUCCGCAACCGUAACGGAACCCUCCAGAGCCCACCGAUGACAGUUGGUGUGGUCCCGGGAAUGAGCUACUCUCAACACGUCUCCCCCUACAUGAACGUGCACGCGCGUGUCUAUCAGCAGACUCCUCACCCUGGCGUCAUGGGCUACGUAGCCCCGGGUACGGCUCACAUAGUAUCAGCCCCAAUGACCUCCAGAGCCAUCCCUUUGGCGCGUGCUACUUCGCUACCGGCUAUGCCCAUCCACCGUUCGUCGUUUCACCACCACCCUACCACCUACGCCUCGACUCCUAUGUCAGCUUCAAUGACUAUGGUGAGUUCGGAGUUCAGCCAAUUGAGCACGUCUACCAUUUUAAGUGCCUUCAUCGGAAACGCCUCCUACCCUGCUCCAUGGACUUCCUCAUGGAUGUGUACUCGUCCAACCCCAACCAGAUCAACACGGUGA